Messenger RNA from Marmota flaviventris (yellow-bellied marmot), 1408 nucleotides. It is a transcript of the gene Impa2, whose product is annotated as inositol monophosphatase 2. The record is from RefSeq and is a predicted model, not a curated record. Gene Ontology annotation, biological process: signal transduction; phosphatidylinositol phosphate biosynthetic process; inositol metabolic process. NCBI's taxonomy places the organism in Eukaryota, Metazoa, Chordata, Mammalia, Rodentia, Sciuridae. Gene Ontology annotation, molecular function: inositol monophosphate 1-phosphatase activity.
CUGCGGGCGCGGCGGUGCGGCGUGCGGUGGACCAGGCGCGAGUUGGCGGGAACGCGAGGAGGGCGUGCGGAGCCUGGCGUCCGGGCGGCGGGAGCCGGGGUCCCUCUUGGACCCUGGAGGACGGCCGGAGGUGGCGGGACCCGGCGAGGCCGUGAUGAAGCCGGGCGGCAAGGACGAGGCGGCGCUCGCUGGGAGCCCCUGGGAAGAGUGCUUCGAGGCGGCCGUGCAGCUGGCGCUGCAGGCGGGACAGAUCAUCAGGAAAGCCUUGACGGAGGAGAAACAAGUCUCAACAAAAACAUCAGCCGUGGAUCUUGUGACAGAGACGGAUCACCUCGUGGAAAAUUUGAUUAUUUCUGAGUUGCGAAAGCGGUUUCCUUCCCACAGGUUCAUUGCAGAAGAAGCCACAGCCUCUGGGGCCAAGUGUGUGCUCACCCCGAGCCCGACGUGGAUCAUCGACCCCAUCGACGGCACCUGCAACUUCGUGCACAGGUUCCCCACUGUGGCCGUCAGCAUCGGGUUUGCCGUCCACCAAGAGCUGGAGUUCGGCGUGAUCUACCACUGCACAGAGGAGCGGCUGUACACGGGCCAGAGGGGCCGGGGCGCCUUCUGCAAUGGCCAGCGGCUCCAGGUCUCCAGGGAGACAGAUCUCUCGAAGGCCUUGGUCCUGACGGAAAUCGGCCCCAAGCGUGACCCUGCUACUCUGAGACUCUUCCUGAGCAACAUGGAGCGACUGCUGCACGCCAAGGCUCACGGGGUCCGAGUGAUUGGCAGCUCCACACUGGCACUCUGCCACCUGGCCUCGGGGGCCGCCGAUGCCUAUUACCAGUUUGGCCUGCACUGCUGGGACCUGGCAGCCGCCACAGUCAUCAUCAGAGAAGCGGGUGGCAUCGUGAUGGACACUUCAGGUGGACCCCUCGACCUCAUGUCGUGCAGAGUGGUUGCUGCUGGCACCCGGGAGAUGGCGAUGCUCAUCGCCCAGGCCUUACAGACUAUUGACUAUGGGCGGGAUGACGAGAAUUGAGGACACAGAUGGCAGCAUGGCCCAAGGACCCGGGACAGAGCCUUCCUGGAGGCUGCCUGGAGGCCUGUACCCCAGGCCAGGCGUCUUCUCCCCAGGAAGGAGAUGCGGAGCUAAAGUGGGUGGCUAGCGUGUUGAUCCACGUCUCUCGCAGGACUUGGUGUGUGGCUGGCUUCCUGCUUUAAUCCCACAUAGCUUAUUCAGGUCGGUACAUGUUCUUCUGUCAGGGCUAAACCCAAAUCUCAGGAGAGACGAGUGGUGAUCCAGUCUUCCCUCCCCAGAAUGCAGACCUCAGGUGAUCUUCAGAAGUGCUGGUGGGAGCAGACUUGUUCUCAGGACUCCCUGCCCCAGCUUCUGCAGAAUGCAAUAAAUAAGAAUCACUGCACUCCA